UAUGAAAUAUUGAUGUAGAUCAUGCUCUCUGCACUCUUCCUCUCAGUUCCUCCUAUGAUUCGAGUUGAUUUGCAGACUGAAGAUGGACGCAGUCUGAUUGAGUGCUCAGCAGCCGAUGCUGUUCCUGCAGCCAACAUGUCCUGGCUUCUACCAGAGGGUGUGUCUGGAGUCUCUUGGUUCAAUUUCACUUCCCAUAAUGGAAGCCACUCUGUCAGUGCAGUUUUACUCCUCCCUGCCUGCUCGCCUUGGGAGCUCACUGCAGAGUGUGUGAUAAAUCACCCUGCAUUUGAGGAGCCAGAGAACAGAAGCAUAACACUCCCUCUUUGCGCUCGUCCAAACAUCACCAUCAACUCCAGCACUGAGUGGAGAGAUGGUGACGAAUACACAAAGGUGGACUGCUCUGUGGACAGCGUUGCCCCUGCAGCAACCAUAACCUGGCAUAUUGGAAACAGUGACAGUGACAACGGCACCAGACAACCAAUGGAGAUUGAAGUCCAAGCUGAUGGUUUGGUUUCGGCCCAUAGCUCUGUGCAUAUCCUGUCUUCUUCGUAUUCUGGUCAGAAUUUGACCUGCAUGGUGGAGCAUCCGAGCCUGGAGGCGCCUGAGAAAAACACAGUACACAUUCCAGUGAACAGAUCCCCACUGCUGAGUGUGUCUGUAGCAAGACAGCAUGACUCUCCUCUCUGGAUGGCAGUGUGUGACUGCAGAGGGGAGGGUGUCAGAGAUAACAUCGCCUGGGUCCUUGAAAAUGCCAAAGGCCAAAUGUCCUUGCACUCAGAGUAUGAAGAGCGUGCCCAGAAAGCCAGGCUGACUUAUCAGUUUCCUCUGGACCUUCAUGAGGGAAUGGAUCUGACCUGUGUGUAUCAAUCUGAACAUGGGCUCACAGACAGCAGGACCAUGCAUAUCCCCAAAUACUAUAUCACCUCUGUGAGAGUCCUGAACCACACAAUGCCUCUGCAAAACCGCUACGGUGGCGGGCCCGUCAUACACAGACUGACUCUCAAAGAGAAUCAUCACAACCAGAGAGUACUGCUGCGAGUUGAUGGCAACGUUCCAGAGCACAACCUCAGCUGUCAAAGGAGUGAUGGCGUCUUUGUGAAAAUGGUUGGGGAUUCAAUGGUCUUCGAGUCAAAGCUCACAGAGCACAAUGAAGGACUGUACACCUGCUGGGCAUCUUUCUAUCAUCACACCGCCACUGUCAACAUUCGAGUGGAUGUCAUGAGUGAUGACAAACUGUUUGCACUGAUGGCCAUGAUCUGCCUCUCUUCGGCCUCGGCGAUCCUUCUCAUCCUCAUUGUCACUCUCUGGGCGCUCUGCAAAAAAAAUUGUGGGACACAAUGUAAGAGGAAGGAGUCUUCCUCACCCUUGACAACUCUGAUACAGGAGCACCGCUCUCUUGAGGUGAAGAAGCUAGCCGCAGUGACAGAGAAAGACAGUAACGAAUACGCUCAGCUGGUCAGUUACGCCAUAGUCAUUGACGUCAAGAGUACAGUGUGAAGAUAAAAGUUCUUUGAAGGGUUUUUGUAUCAAACAUUUAGCUUUGCUUUGUGCAAGAACAUAUUAAAUAUGAAGGCUACUAUGAUUGUGCCAGACUAUACAAUAUGAAGGCUACUGGCACUGCAGCAUUGUUUAUGAUUGCAUUGUAUUUGUAUGUGACUUGUUCAGCUGGAGAGGCAUUUAAAUUGAGAAGAUUAUUUGUUUAUGUACUAAAACAUUCCUACUUGUGAAGUUUUUUAAAAACAAAUUGACUGGCAUUAAUGAUUUAAAAUGAGAAACUAUUGCACUUAUUAAUGUAACUUGAAUUUUGUACUGUUUUUAUACUCAAUGUAUUUUCAGAUGAGUUUU
Messenger RNA from Scomber scombrus (Atlantic mackerel), 1845 nucleotides. RefSeq lists its product as uncharacterized. The record is from RefSeq and is a predicted model, not a curated record. The coding region runs from base 22 to 1497 and encodes 491 amino acids. Lineage: Eukaryota; Metazoa; Chordata; Actinopteri; Scombriformes; Scombridae. The transcript is spliced from 8 exons. Gene Ontology annotation, cellular component: adherens junction. Gene Ontology annotation, molecular function: phosphoglycerate kinase activity. Gene Ontology annotation, biological process: homophilic cell-cell adhesion; heterophilic cell-cell adhesion; glycolytic process.